AUGUACAGCAGUAAGGCCAAAUUUGACAUACCUGAAGGUUUAACUGCGAAGAAGAAGGUUAUGUCCACCGUUGGGACCAGAUGGAGGCAAUUUAAGUCCUCCCUGACGACCAGAUAUGUAUAUGCUGAGAAUGACGAUGAACAAAACAAGGAUCCAUCUGCUAAGUAUGGUAUUGAUCGAAAUACAUGGGAAGAAUUUGCAAAGACUCGACAGACCCCUACUUGGAAGGGAAUACGCAAAAAAGCACAGGAAAUUCAAAAAUUCAAUGAAUCUCCCCAUGUACUCUCUCGUGGAGGCUACGAUGUGCUUGAAAAAAAAUUAAUGGCCGAGAAAACAAAGUCAAGACUGAAUGAAGGUGACAAUAGUCAAAAUGCAGAUAUGGUCGUCGACCCUCCAUCCCCUAUUGCGAGACAUGAGAAGUGGAAAAAGGCUAGGACAAACAAAUUUGGACAAAUGACAUCUGCAGCAGCUCAAGAAAUCGCAGACAAAAUUGAUGAAUUACAAGAACAAGCUAAACAGGGAGCUUUUGUCCCACAUGGUCGUCAAGACAUCCUAAACACUGCCAUUGGUCGUCCAGAGCAUCCUGGAUGUGUUCGUGUCGGUGGACAUGGUGUGACCAUAACCAGCUACUUUGGACAUGCUUCCUGUGGGUCCCACAGUUCUUCGCCUGCGAUCACCGCCGAAAGAUUGGUUGAAAUCAUGCAAAGUAUAAAGCAAGAGGUGAAGAAAGAGGUAGAAGACGAGAACAAAGACCGUAUGGACAAGAUGAAAAUGGAGUUGGAUGCGAUCAAGAGUGAAUUAUCCCAAAUUCAUACGCAACAGUCAGCUCCCCCAAGACCGUCUAACCCUGACAUAUUUGUUGCACGUGUUAGCACGAAAGAGAGUUGUGCUGAAGCUGCUAAUAAUGUUGUUGGUAACGAGCGGUCUACAUUUGAUACAUGUAGUAUGGGCUUCUACAUUGUUUGUGGUGACAGUACAUAGCUGGUGGCAGGGGGAAAGGUCUUUGGAGUAGGUGGCACGAUACACACUGUUGCUUAUGGAGAUGAUGUAGUAAGGGUGUGUGUUGACACUGUAUACGAUGCUGAAGCCAUUGUCCCGUUACCCACUUCAGAGAUUCAGUAUGUCAGGGACGCCGUGAACUCAUUCAUUGGAUGGCCCAGACAUCUAGUGAAACCUUUAUCUUAUGAUUCUGACCUUAAUGUGCGGAAGCCAGUUGAACAUAGUAGUGAUGCAAAGCUUGCAGGUGAAUCCGAUCCAUUGGGAGAGUUGAUGAAGAUAUUGUUUUAUGUGUACCAGAAUCCAGUGGAAGUGCCGUGGGAGGCUCACCAAUUUGGACUUCCUGAGAUUGGGGCAAAAUUUUACAUCACACAUGCAGAUCUAGCAGAAAUAAUAUCAGGUGACAAGUGUUUAAAUAUAGCGAUACUACAAUUGUG
Molecule: messenger RNA, 1433 nt
Organism: Glycine soja
Lineage: Eukaryota; Viridiplantae; Streptophyta; Magnoliopsida; Fabales; Fabaceae
Exons: 5
Coding region: 1-981 (326 amino acids)
Source: RefSeq, a predicted model, not a curated record